UUUGUUUUGUUUUUGCUCAGCUUGCGGCGCUUUUGCGACCCAACAUUCCAAUAUUGACGAAAAUGGGCAAGAGCAGAAAGCAGGUGCGCGAGUUCAACGCCGCCAAGGAGGCGGUCGAGGCCACUAAAGUCCAGCUGGACACUUGCAACGAUGCCUACACGAGCGGCGCCUUCAAAUACCUGAGAUUCCUCGUCCAUCUGCUGGCGGCAGCACAGUUCUCGUAUGGCAUAUACUUCCACUACUUCCGGGUGCACUGGCCCACGGAUUUGCUGGACGAGGAUGAGCUGAAGGCGCGCUGGGGCGGCAAGUUCAAGUACCUCACCUUCCUGGACGUCAUUCUGCAGGCCAUCUACCACUCGCUGGCUCUGCUGAACGAUCUCUUCGGCGAUAACAAGGUCUCCGGGGACUCAAAGUCCAUGUUGCGGUCGGCGAGGGACUACGUGUUCGCCGCCUUUGCCUUCCCCGUCGCUCACAAUGUGUGCCUCUCGUUUUGGGUCAUCUACGUCUGGGACCGUGAGCUCAUAUUUCCCUCCGCGCUGGAUGCGAUUUUCCCCAGCUGGCUAAACCACGUGGUGCACACGAACGUGGCCCUUCUGGCCAUUAUGGACCUGUUUACCUGCUUCCGCCGCUAUCCAAGUCGACUGGCCGGCAUCACGGGCAACGUCUCCUUCAUCUUGCUCUACAUCAUCUGGCUGCACAUCGUGCGAUACUUCAGUGGCGAGUGGGUGUAUCCUAUUCUGGAGGUGCUGCCCGUAUACCUGCGCUACGUGUUCCUGGCACUGCUGGUGGGUUUCAACCUGGUUUGCUAUCUGCUCGGGGAGUUCGCCAACAAGGUCGUUUGGGGUUCGGAGUUUAAGCUGCUGAAUCAGCAGAAAGUGAAGCAGGGCUAGGACUCGAGGAUUUAAAAUCGUUUAUUAGUUACACAAAAGUAUGACAUAUUUUGUAAACUUAAAGGCACUUUUUGAGGUACGAUUUGUGUGCCCAAGAGGCUUAUUUAUAUCGUACUUAAAUGUAUAAUCUACAGUCUAAUUCUAAGUCCUGUACCCACGGCAAAGGAAAAUAAUGAAAAUAAAUUAUUAUCCUUUUUGGCAUUUA
Molecule: messenger RNA, 1095 nt
Organism: Drosophila teissieri
Lineage: Eukaryota; Metazoa; Arthropoda; Insecta; Diptera; Drosophilidae
Product: androgen-induced gene 1 protein
Exons: 2
Coding region: 63-890 (275 amino acids)
Cellular component (GO): endomembrane system; membrane
Source: RefSeq, a predicted model, not a curated record